Molecule: messenger RNA, 1188 nt
Organism: Malassezia pachydermatis
Lineage: Eukaryota; Fungi; Basidiomycota; Malasseziomycetes; Malasseziales; Malasseziaceae
Product: dihydroceramide delta -desaturase
Exons: 1
Coding region: 1-1188 (395 amino acids)
Biological process (GO): ceramide biosynthetic process
Cellular component (GO): membrane
Molecular function (GO): sphingolipid delta-4 desaturase activity
Source: RefSeq, a predicted model, not a curated record
AUGGGCUCCACUAGUCAGACGACAGGGCAUCGAGUCGUUGCGCCCAGUGUGCAUAUCGACUGGUCGCUGUAUGGAGGUCUAGAGACGGCCAAGGAGAUCCAAAGGGAUUCUGUGGCUGGUCGGCCUUGGAUGCCACACAUAUCGGACAAGCCGUUGCCGUCCGAUGACUUUUUGUGGUCCCUGAACGAAGAGCCUCACAGGACACGCCGCCUAGCCAUCCUCAAGGCUCACCCUGAGAUCAAGAAGCUUAUGGGACAUGAGCCACUUACCAAAUAUGUUGCGACAGGCGUCGUGGUACUCCAAAUUGCCAUCGCUGUCACUGUAACGUACCUUGGAUGGCAUCCUUUGGAUUGGCGGACUCUUCUUAUUGCCUACACCAUCGGAGGCAUUUGCAACCAGAACAUUUUUCUCGCUAUUCAUGAAAUAACUCACAACCUUGCAUUCAAAAGCAUUGUGGCAAACCGUCUGCUAGCUAUCUUUAUCAACCUUCCUGCUGCUGUGCCAUUUGCCAUGACAUUUAAACCCUAUCAUAUUGAGCACCAUAAGCAUUUGGGCGAAGAUGGAAUUGAUACGGACAUGCCCACACGCUUGGAAAUGUUGAUUCUCAACAACGUCCUUGGAAAAGCGUUCUUUGCCACUUUCCAGCUGUUUUUCUAUGCGAUUCGCCCUGGGUUUAUUCGCGUGCAAAAGCUGAAUCGUUGGAAUUUCCUCAAUAUCGGCGUUCAGCUCGCCUUUGAUGCUCUGUUGUGCCAUUUGUGUGGCUCUCUAACGCCUCUGUAUUAUCUUCUUCUAAGCUCGUUCUUUGCAGGGUCCCUUCAUCCCGUGGCUGGCCAUUUCAUUGCUGAACACUACAUGUUUAGUAACAUUGAACAAGAGACAUGGAGCUAUUACGGGCCACUGAAUGUCCUUUUGUACAAUGUCGGCUACCACAACGAGCAUCAUGACUUCCCCUCUGUGCCAUGGACGCGUCUCCCAGCUGUGCGGGCUAUCGCUCCUGAAUUCUACAAUGUACUUCCCUACCAUACGUCCUGGACAAUGGUGAUUCUUGAAUUUAUUUUCAGUCAUCACUCUGGAAUGAACAAUCGAGUUAAACGGCAGCCUAAGUUUAAAAAACUACACACAGAAAAGCCUGUGGAAGACAUGCCAAACCAUACGGGAUGGGAAAUGCAGGACUCUAAGACGAGUUGA